Molecule: messenger RNA, 585 nt
Organism: Helobdella robusta
Lineage: Eukaryota; Metazoa; Annelida; Clitellata; Rhynchobdellida; Glossiphoniidae
Exons: 4
Coding region: 1-585 (194 amino acids)
Biological process (GO): biological process involved in interspecies interaction between organisms
Cellular component (GO): external side of plasma membrane
Molecular function (GO): carbohydrate binding
Source: RefSeq, a predicted model, not a curated record
AUGACCAAAUGUCACGCGAAUUCAAAUGAGGUUGUUCAGGAAAAAGAUUCAGCGAAAGAUAUGGGUGAAAUCCAAACUGUCUUCCAAGCAUCGCUGCUUCUGGUUGGCCUCUUUGGUUGCACUGGCGAAGGUGCUUGCCCUGACCCGUUCACCCUCAUUGGUGGAAGGUGUAUCUAUGUUAAUACGACAGGAGCGUCAUGGGAUGCAAGUGUCAUCGCAUGUGACGCUCAUGGAGCUAACUUGGUAAUUGCUGAUAAUCAGGAAUUUUUGAAUCAGCUGACUCUUCAUCUGGACAAUAAAUAUAUGGAUAAAUGUGUCUACAUCACUGCCUGCUUCUGGACGGCUGGUAGGAAGAAAAACAACUCCCAAGUUUUCGAAUGGAAACUAUUCAGAACUGCAAAAUUUUUAGAUGAAAUUCUUCAGUACAAAAGUGUGACAGAAAUGAAUAAUUGGUGCAGCGGUCAACCAGAUAAUUGGAAGGGCAAAGAGGAUUGUAUGGAGCUCAACCGUUCUAAUGGCAAAUUUCUUUUCAAUGAUCUGCUCUGCGCACAUCUCCUUUGUUCUGUUUGUCAGUUCGAUGGUUGA